Molecule: messenger RNA, 1152 nt
Organism: Sapajus apella (tufted capuchin)
Lineage: Eukaryota; Metazoa; Chordata; Mammalia; Primates; Cebidae
Gene: KCNK18
Product: potassium two pore domain channel subfamily K member 18
Exons: 3
Coding region: 1-1152 (383 amino acids)
Biological process (GO): potassium ion transmembrane transport; stabilization of membrane potential
Cellular component (GO): membrane
Molecular function (GO): potassium ion leak channel activity
Source: RefSeq, a predicted model, not a curated record
AUGGAGGCCUCCGGGCACCCCCAGGCCAGGAGAUGCUGCCCAGAGGCCCUGGGAAAGCUAUUCCCUGGCUUUUGCUUCCUCUGCUUUCUGGUGACCUACGCCCUGGUGGGUGCUGUGCUCUUCUCUGCCAUUGAGGACGGCCAGGUCCUGCUGGCAGCAGAUGAUGGAGAGUUUGAGGAGUUCUUGGAGGAGCUCUGCAGAAUCUUGAACUGCAGCAAAACAGUGGUGGAAGACAGGAAACAGGACCUCCAGGGGCAUCUGCAGAAGGUGAAGCCUCAGUGGUUUAACAGGACCACAGACUGGUCCUUCCUGAGCUCGCUCUUUUUCUGCUGCACCGUGUUCAGCACCGUGGGGUAUGGCUACAUCUACCCCGUCACCAGGCUUGGCAAGUACUUGUGCAUGCUCUACGCCCUCUUUGGUAUCCCCCUGAUGUUCCUCGUUCUCACAGACACAGGCGACAUCCUGGCAACCAUCUUAUCCACAUCUUACAAUCGGUUCCAAAAAUCUCCUUUCUUUACCCGUCCUCUCUCCAAGUGGUGCCCCCAAUCUCUCUUCAAGAGAAAACCAGACCCCAAGCCCGCAGAUGAAGCUGUCCCUCAGAUCAUCAUCAAUGCUGAAGAGCUUCCAGGCCCCAAACCUGGCACACGUCCUUCACGCCCAAGCUGCCACAUGGAGCUGUUUGAGAGACUUCGUGCACAAGAGAAACAGAACACACUGCAACUGCCCCCACAGACCAUGGAGAGGAGUAGCUCAUGUCCUGAAUUGGUGCUGGGGAGACUCUCAUACUCCAUCAUCAGCAACCUGGAUGAAGUCGGACAGCAAGUGGAGAAGUUGGACAUCCCCCUCCCCAUUGUCGUCCUGAUUGUUUUUGCCUACAUUUCCUGUGCAGCUGCCAUCCUACCCUUCUGGGAGACACAGUUGGAUUUUGAGAAUGCCUUCUAUUUCUGCUUUGUCACGCUGACCACCAUUGGGUUUGGGGAUACUGUUUUAGAACACCCUAACUUCUUCCUGUUCUUCUCCAUUUAUAUCAUCGUUGGAAUGGAGAUUGUGUUCAUUGCUUUCAAGUUGGUGCAAAACAGGCUGAUUGACAUCUACAAAAAUGUUAUGCUAUUCUUUGCAAAAGGGCAGUUUUACUGCCUUGUUAAAAAGUGA